AUGACAAACUUUCUUAAUCGUUUGUUUAAAAAUAAAAGAAACAGUCAUAAUAAAGAGAAUAAUGAACUCUCUCAAGAAUUUGAAAGAGAUAAUUCUAUUCGUGCAUCAUCACGAUAUAAUGGAAAUAUAACUUUAAAAGAUAAUCAAUCUUAUUUAAAUCCAACUGCUCCUUAUCAUACUAAUAAUACUAAUAAUAAAUGGAGACCUGGACCACGAUCAUGUCCAGGAGAACAAAUGUCUUUCAAAUCUAAUAAAAAUAAAAAAGAUCAUGAUCGAUCAUUUGCUACUGAAUUUCAACCCCCAAAUGAUCAAAAAAUAUCAAGACGCAAGCAACAUUAUAAUUUUAAAAAUUCACAUGACACUUCAGAAUAUGGAAGUGUUGAACCACCAAUUGAAAGUGAUACUCAUAGAAGAAGUUAUCAUGAAGAAUUUGAAGAAUCAGAAGGAGAAGCAUUAACAUUGGCUGAAGCUCGUAUUCAUAAUUUAGAAGAUGCUUUAAGUAGAUAUAAACUUCGUCUUAAAGAUGCAUUAGAAGAUCGUCGUUAUUAUAGAAGUCAAUAUGUAGCUUUACAACAUUCCAAACAUAGAACAGAAAGAAAUUUAUUACAACAAAUUGAAGAUUUAAAUACUGAAAGAAAACAUAUGCAACAUAAAAUUUCUGUUCUUGAACGACAAGUUGAACAAUAUAGGAAUUUUAAUUGCCAUAACAAUUCUUUAAUAAAUAUGGAUAAUUCCAAAUUUCAUAAUCAAAUGAAUUUGUUUGGAACUCCUUCAACAUCAGCAGUUGAUUCAAUUACAGGAGCCGGUGAAGCUUUAUCUAAUAUGUCAGAAAAUCCAUUUAUUGGACAUAGAAAUGAACAAAUUUCAUCUAAUGUUUUUGCUGAUGACAACCUUGAUGAAGUCAAAAAUUUCCGCAAUAUGAAACUUGACUUAUUGGACAUGAAUCGUUCUGUUUCAGAAGAGUAA
This is a messenger RNA of Strongyloides ratti, 966 nucleotides long. RefSeq lists its product as hypothetical. The transcript has a single exon. The coding region runs from base 1 to 966 and encodes 321 amino acids. The record is from RefSeq and is a predicted model, not a curated record. Lineage: Eukaryota; Metazoa; Nematoda; Chromadorea; Rhabditida; Strongyloididae.